AUGGCCGUCGAGAUCAGGUACGAGACGGCGGGCGUGUCGUCGGACUUGAACUGCCUUAUCAUACAUAGUAUGAAGUCUACGACAGUCACCACCGAUAGGGUCAGCGCCGUAGCCAUACGGGCGCUGUUGUAUGCGUUCCACGCGAUGGCCGGCCGUCGGGUGCGGAACAUGUCUGCGAUUACUACCGGAUUAAUACUGAAGGGUUGGAAGAAUCCGUUGACCAGCGCUGACCUGUGGGCUGUGCGCCGAGAGGACCGGUGCCGUAAAGUGUACGGCGAGUUCAGCAGUAUAUGGAAAGGCACUAAAUUAGUGGAAGAGUUGACCGCCGAAGACGACGAAAGAGUGGUGUCGGAGUUGAGCGGAAAGUCCGGCGAUAUUAAGCUUUUGAUCGCUUUCACUACUGACCCACUUGAGCCCGAUUGGCACGGCUAUAUGUACGCCUGUUUACUUAUUUUCACCAACAUCUUCCAGAGUCUUAUCAAUGGUUAUCAAUCACAGCGUAUGGCUGUGUUGGGUAUGAGGAUUAGGACAUGUCUGAUAUCAGCCGUAUAUAGGAAGUCAUUGGUAUUAAGCAAUCACUCAAAGACUGCCACCACUUCUGGAGAGAUCGUUAAUCUCAUGGCAGUUGACGCUCAGAGAUUUGUCGAUAUGUUGCCGUAUCUAAGUUUCCUAUGGACAGCACCGGUACAGGUGGGCAUUUCGCUGUAUUUACUAUACAACGAGAUGGGUUACGCCACGUUUGGUGGACUCGUAGUGAUGCUUAUGUUGAUUCCCAUCAAUGGUUAUGUCAGCGCUAAGAUCCAGAAGAUUCAGACAAAACAAAUGAAACUUAAGGAUGAAAGAGUGCGGGGUUUGAAUGAAAUACUUGGUGGUAUCAAAGUGCUCAAGUUAUACGGUUGGGAAGAGGCGUUUGUGGAUAAUAUACUGGCCAUACGGCGCCGGGAGUUGAAUUUGAUCCGUAAAAGUGGUCUAAUAAGUGGUGUGACGGUUGUAUUGGCCGGCAUUACGCCAUUUCUCGUAGCUUUGGUCACAUUUGGUAUAUACAUAGCGAUGGGAAACACAUUAGACGCUCAGAAAGCGUUUGUUUCAAUAGCUUUAUUCAAUUUGUUAAGAAUACCCUUAACUAUAGUGCCAAAUAUGGUUACAAGUUUGAUCUUGACAUUAGUAUCGGUGAAACGUUUGGAUAAAUUCCUGAAUUUUUCGGAACUCAUGGGUUAUGUGAACAGAAAUAAGGACCAAAAAGAGGUAAUAAAAGUGGAAAACGCGUCGUUUACGUGGGAAAGGGUAGAGGAUGUGGUGGACGGGGGUCUCAAACCUACUCUCGACAAGAUUAACCUUAAAGUAAUGAAAGGCAAGUUUGUCGCCGUCGUUGGAAAUGUGGGCUCCGGUAAGAGCUCUUUAUUGUCGGCUCUGUUGGGAGAUAUGGAGAUAUGCAGUGGAAGUGUGAAUAUCAAUGGGAACUCAGAGUUAGCUUAUGUACCACAACAGGCGUGGAUACAAAACGCCACUUUGAAAGACAAUAUACUGUUUGGCAAAGAGUUUGAUUCCAAGAAAUACCGAAAGAUCAUCAAAGCGUGUGCUCUGAAGUCGGAUCUGUUGACACUCGCCGGCGGAGACGAGACAGAGAUCGGCGAAAAGGGUAUUAACUUAAGCGGCGGUCAGAAACAAAGG
Medioppia subpectinata is the source of this 1671-nucleotide messenger RNA. The record is from the annotation of a GenBank genome assembly. NCBI's taxonomy places the organism in Eukaryota, Metazoa, Arthropoda, Arachnida, Sarcoptiformes, Oppiidae.